AUGAGACUUGAAUAUUUAGCUACAUGGCUAUUCAAGUCCUGCGUGAUCGCUUCGGUGUUCAGUGUGCUACUUUCAGCACUUACCAUGCUCUCACAAUUAAUGAACUACAGAAUACCGCAACAACAGAGGCUAAUCCUAAGGAUACAAUUACUAGUGCCGAUUUUUAGCAUAACAUGCCUACUAGCCAUUAUAUAUCCCAAUAUGGCUACUAUCUUAAUUGAUCCAAUUAGAGAGGUUUAUGAAAGUUUCGUCAUCUACACUUUUUUUAGUUUAUUAACGUUAUUAUUAGGCGGGGAGAGGAACAUAUUAGUGAAUAUAGCGCCAAAGCAGAAUGCGUUGCGGCAUCCUAUACCGGUUCUUGGAAGGUGGAUUCUUCCUGCGGUGGACCUAAGCGAUCCAAAAGCUUUCCUAGCUAUCAAACGGGGUAUCUUACAGUAUGUUUGGUUUAAACCUAUAUAUUGCUUGGGGAUGUCGAUAUGUCAACAAAUGAAGUGGAAGGUGGGUAUUCGCUGUUUGGUUAUAGCCUAUAAUGCAAGUGCGUCAUGGUCAUUGUACGACUUGGCUUUGUUCUGGAAAUGCUUAUACCACGAGCUAGCGCAGUAUAAUCCGUGGCCUAAGUUUCUAUGCGUUAAAUUAAUAAUAUUUGCUUCUUAUUGGCAAGGAAUGAUUAUUGAUCUUCUUCAGUAUUUUAAUGUGAUUUCGGAGCGACCAGACGUUAAUAUGGGUUAUAUAUAUCAAAAUACAAGUCUAUGCCUCGAAAUGAUAGUAUUUGCCCUAGCGCAUAGGUGGGCUUUUCCAUGGACAGAAUAUAGUGCCAGACAGAUUCCGAUGGGAGCAAGAAUGAAGUUCUACUAUGCAUUAAGAGACUGGCUGGGCUGGAAAGAUCUAGCUUGGGACUUCAAAACGACAUUUAAAGGAAGUGAAUACACCUACAGAAACUUCGCUGCUACGGAAGCAAACUCAGAAAGACGACAGAAGAUGAUUAAUGAUGGUUUAAGAUACACGAACUUUGGCACAGAGAGGCAUUGGAUAAAAGGUUCACCAAGCAAGUACGGAUCUAUAACUAGCGACGAAGAUUGGUUAGAUUUAAUUGAGGGAAUACCGACUUACAUUCCAGAGGACAGUAAAUAUCCUGUAAUAUGGGAUGCAAGUUCUCGCAGGUAUACGAGAAGCAUCGUACAAUUACGAGAGACUAUGGCUCGGGAAUUCGCCACUUCUUUAGUUGGUGUUUAG
Molecule: messenger RNA, 1233 nt
Organism: Eremothecium sinecaudum
Lineage: Eukaryota; Fungi; Ascomycota; Saccharomycetes; Saccharomycetales; Saccharomycetaceae
Gene: HFL1
Product: Hfl1p
Exons: 1
Coding region: 1-1233 (410 amino acids)
Biological process (GO): transport
Molecular function (GO): transporter activity
Source: RefSeq, a predicted model, not a curated record